Molecule: messenger RNA, 507 nt
Organism: Paramecium sonneborni
Lineage: Eukaryota; Ciliophora; Oligohymenophorea; Peniculida; Parameciidae
Source: the annotation of a GenBank genome assembly
AUGCACUAAAAUUCUGGCUUGACUUAUCAUAAUGUUGAUUCUUAUAUAGAAACAGAAGGGUUUUUUUGUUUUGAAUAAUAUACAAGACUUGAUUUAAAGAAAAAAAAUUGGGAGGAAAGUUUAAAUAGUUUGACAGAUGAUUUAAUAGCACUUAAAAGUGAAUAUGUAGAUUUAGAAAAUCUUGAAAUAUUUAUAUCAUUAUUAGAGUUUUUAGAAAAGAAUAUUUAGGAAUCAGUAGUUGGUUCGCCUUAUUAUUAAUUAAGAUAAGGUAUGAACUAGACUUCAAUAAAUAAUUAUAUAAAUGAUAUGCUAGAAAACAUAGAAAAGAGUCUAAAAGCUGAAUCAGAUGAUUAUAAAGCUAUAGAUUAUCCAGGAUUGCUGAAAUUGGAGGAUAUACUUAACUUUUUAAAGGAAUCCAAAUUCAUAAAAUCUUACACUUAGAAAGUAGAUUAAUUACUUCAAAUGUAGAAGGAAAAAAAAUAGUAUUCCAUUAAAAAGAAAAAAUGA